CCAAGUGCCAGUGAUGAUAAGGUUCUAAAGGAAAACAUGUCCAGCAUUUCUUCCUUCGGUAUUUGUUGAGAGAGCAAACGAGAGAUGGCAGAAGUUGGUCAUUUGGUAUCAGCAAGACUUAUUAAGCUUCCCACUGUAAAGCCAGCAAACCCCAAACCCUCUAAAUUGGUGUCUCAUUCAUUCAAAAUCAGAGCUGCUUCAAAAAGAAACUCUUUCUCUCUGAACAACAAAAAGAACAGCAGGAGUCUGAUCAAAAUAUCAACAGCAGAUGGGAGAUGGCAUGGGAAUUGGUGCUGUGAUUACCUUCUCUCCCUCCAUGACCUGCGUUUGGAAGAUUUGAUUGAAGAUGAAAAUGAAAAGGAUGCACAAGUUUCAGUUAAUCUCUGCGUCCAGAAGCAUGCUAGCUUUGGCUUCUCUGUUGAUGGAAAGAUCAUGACAUCAUUCACCAGAAAAUGUAGCAACUGCUCUUCUCCAUACUGCAGAAAGAUCAACACACAAUUUAAUGUAUGGGUUCUGUCAUCAAGCAGAGACGAGCACACAAUUCAACUGCCUGAGAUCGGUGGUGACGAUCCAUCAGUAAUCUAUGUGAAGCCUGGAAAUGAAGCUGAACUCGAUUCGCUGAUACAGGACACGAUACGGCUUGCCACCUCCAUAAAAGAUACUUGUUCAGAGCUGUGUGAGAAAUCUUACCCAACUGUAGAGUACAUUGGUGGACAAAGCACUGCUUCUAUUGAUAAGAGGUGGUCUAGACUCUUGGAGCUAAGGGAUUUGCAAUAAUAUGCACAAAGUUGGAAACUAAGCCUUCAUAAAAUGGGAGGAAUUGUUCUAUCUACAUCUAUGGUGUGUUUAUAUCAGUGUAAAUAGUAUUUUGUAAAGACAAUAAAGAGUUUUAUGUCAAUGAAAUACAUUGUUGCUAGUUUCA
This is a messenger RNA of Prunus avium (sweet cherry), 922 nucleotides long. Its product is annotated as E3 ubiquitin-protein ligase, putative (DUF177). The record is from RefSeq and is a predicted model, not a curated record. Lineage: Eukaryota; Viridiplantae; Streptophyta; Magnoliopsida; Rosales; Rosaceae.